This is a messenger RNA of Stereum hirsutum FP-91666 SS1, 861 nucleotides long. RefSeq lists its product as uncharacterized. Bases 121 to 798 code for a protein of 225 amino acids. The transcript is spliced from 4 exons. Lineage: Eukaryota; Fungi; Basidiomycota; Agaricomycetes; Russulales; Stereaceae. The record is from RefSeq and is a predicted model, not a curated record.
GUCUGUAAUCGCACGCUGGCCUUCAUCGGCGAGACAUGUCAAGUCGCUCGACCGAAUACCGCCUCCUUCUACGAUGCCGUCGAAGAACACACAACGGUCUCUGCUCCGUCUGCCUUCGACAUGGGCCAGGUCAAGCCUACUGCCGACAUUGUCGAGAUGUCGGUUGGAGCGCUAUUUGAGUGGGAUGGGCUGGAGGCUUGUUAUGAGUUCGUUCAGGAUGCCUUGUCUGUUCCUGCUCUGGAGAUUGUGAAAGUUCAUGCCGCCAAGUCAGUUCAGUCAUCGAUUUCCGACGUAAGGGGAGUAGAAUUCAAUGCCACGGGUAUGGUCCAGAAGCGUCUCCUCGACAUUCGCUCCGUUCGCGACUUUCAGAAGAAAUUCGCAGACUACGUCCAAAGCGAGGUCCACAGGAGCUUGACCCCCGAGAACGACAACUUCUCCCGUCACUCUGAGUCUCCACAACUCUCGAGCACCGCUGUCGCGGAAGUUGAAUGCAUCCCAGGCCCACCCCACCGCCUGGGCUUCGAUUCCAAGUUGCCCCCACCGAUUCAGGCAUUGGUACAUGCACCAAUCAGGAAAGCGCUGGGAGCCAUCACGAACGGGAGGGAAGGGGGGAAUCUGUCGCCGCUUCCUAAAGCGAAACAGUCCUGGCGUUCGAAAGAAAGGAAACGGCCGCUAGUGUCAGCUCAGGGGGUCCGGGGUCACUAUGUGCCACCCGCGAAACGAGCUCGCCGGGCCCAUACUGACGAAGUCGUUGAUGACAGCUACGCUGCUGUGAUGCAUAGCAGAAGUAGAGCAUAGAGGAGAAUCGCAUCCUAUUAUCCCAUACAUGACAUUCAUGUUUGUACCAUCCGCCGUUAUUGU